This is a messenger RNA of Sordaria macrospora k-hell, 2301 nucleotides long. Lineage: Eukaryota; Fungi; Ascomycota; Sordariomycetes; Sordariales; Sordariaceae. The record is from RefSeq and is a predicted model, not a curated record.
AUGGCCGGAACAUUUCGUCCCGUCAACACGCCUCUGUCGCCCUCGGCCGACUCGCCAAUGAUGGACUCGACGACAACAACAAUAACGUCACCAACUACCCCCAGACCUAGCACUGCCCCGAGUCAGUCGUCAUCGUCCCAACGUUUGGACGACAACAAUAACAACAACAACAACAACAACCCCGCGACGACGACACCCACCCGCACACCCAACUUUGGUGCCGGCGCAUUGGCCUCGCAACAGCCGCUUCCCAACUCGCCCUUUCCCGACUCCGUUCAGCUCCCCGAUAUUACCGAUCGUAGCAGCAGCAUGCCCAGGCGAGAGAAUUCGCAGCACUCACGCAAGUCCAAGGACUCUGACGAGAUGGAUAUGGAUGACUCGGAGGGCGAAGACGGUCACGCAUCCGACGACGAGGAGAUCAACGCAGAUGGCACAAAGUCCAAGAAGAAGAAGUCGCAGAGGUUCUAUUGCACAGAUUACCCGCCAUGUAACCUCAGUUUCACCAGAAGUGAACACCUGGCACGGCACAUAAGGAAACACACUGGUGAGAGGCCGUUCCAGUGCCACUGCGGUCGCCGCUUCUCCCGCCUCGAUAACCUCAGGCAGCAUGCCCAAACUGUGCACGUCAACGAAGAGAUUCCAGGGGACUCGCUCGCCGCCACCGGGACAAGAUUUCAGAGGCAGAUCAGGACAGACAGGGUGCGCCAAGCCGGUGGCAGGGCAAGGGCGGCUACCGCGGGUAGCGUUAUGCCCGUCGUGCGUGGUCAUUCCAAGUCCAUGUCCACGUCAAGCAUUCCCAACAUCAGCCAGCUGGGUGCUCCCUAUGGUGCCAGCGAUGCCCGCCGCCGCCCGCCGCCAUUGGUCAUGGCCGCCGACCCUCGCACGAGGGUGUCGAUGGAAUACCAUGGUCCCGAUGGUGCCUACCAUCGCGGUGCUUCACCGAGCGACUUUGGCACGCCCACCUGCCACCUUCUCGAACGGACAAAACAGCCCCCGAUGGGUGCCCAGACACCUGGCCGUCGUCUGAGCGUGCCUUCGGGCGGCAACCCGUUUCAGUCACCGCACGGCACCAAUGUCCGGGGUCCCCUCUUUGGCCCUCCCGGCAUCAACACAUCCAACAACGGUGCUUAUUCGCCAGGCCAGACCACACUGCUAGCAUCGCCCACAGUGUCGAACGCGAGCGGCUGGUCGAGGCGGGAUUCUGUAUCGAGCGUGGCCGAUGAUGCCUGGCGUCGGCGCACCUGGCAUCCGGAGAGCCGUGAAUUCAACAAUGGCAUCAGCCGGUUGCGUGAAGUCAUCACGCCUUCGCAAUUUGCUAAUGCCCCUCCCCCCAUUGCUAACCCAGACAACCAAUCGCCACAGCCCUUCCGCUUGCCUGGUAUCGAGUCCUUCGAUGAGCCCCAUAGGCCGCUGUCGCCUCCCCGGCGUUUGCCGUCUCCGAUGAUGGUUGAUGCUCACCAGGCUGCUCAGCACCAACCCCCUCAUCCGAAUGAGAUGGGCUUCAACCGCCCCCGCGAACUGUCGGCCCAAUGGGAUACGAACCUCCACCGCGGCUUGACGGGGCUGAAUAUUAACAGGAAAACUCCGCCCCGCGAUGGCGCUUCGGCAUGGGCUAACGAGGUCAACCAUGCUGUCAUGUCACAGGCAGAUCGGGUCCGGGUUCCCCAGGGUGGUCCAGUUCAGCAGACGGUGCGGUUCGAUACCGAAGUGCAGACCGUUCCUGCCCCGCUAUCCCACCAGCAGCAACAUCAACAGUCGAGUGGGCCACCACCACCGCCGUACGGAAGGGGUCACCACCACACCAUGUCGGCUCCUUCGAUUCCUUCGCAGAGAGAUUCUAAGAGACACGGGUGGUAUCAUGGGCCGAAUGGGCCGGCCGGAGAGACGAUUCACGAAGGACGGGCGCAUGUGGACAGGAUCCAGCAUCCGAGUUUGGCGGCGUUUCAGGGGUUUCCUGCUAGGGAGCGGGAGCAGCCACCGCAGCAGCAGCAAGGGCCGCCUCUACAGCAUCAUCAUCAGGGAUAUCAGCAGCAGCAGCAGCAUCCACAACAACAUCAGCAUCAGCACCAGGGACCACCAGUAGGACACCAGCAACAGCAAGGAGUACCAUCAACAAUGGAGAGGAUUUUGGAGAGGCCGCAUCCACAGGCACACGGGCACCAAGUGCAUGCUCAUCCUCAUCAACAUCAGCAUCAGCACGGGCCUCCAGCUGGCGGGGACACCGCAUCGCUUAGGAGGCUGGAGGCGUUGGUGGCUGUGGCUGUGGGUUCGAGCGAGGGGACUACCGCUGCUGCUUAUUAG